UUGGAUCUUGCCCAAGCUCUUGAACCCCCAGCGGACCCCUCGGUGCCUUUACUCUCUGCCGCGCCCACUCCUUCUCCUACUCUCGGGGAACUUUCCGGCCGGUGGGGGGCCCAGACUCAGAGGCUUCGUGUCAUCCCUGUCCCAGGUGACAGCUUCGCCGUGAGCGCUGCCUGGGCUCGGAAGGGCAUCGAGGAGUGGAUCGGGAGGCAGCGCUGCCCAGGUGGUGUCUCAGGACCCCGACAGCUGCGGUUGGCGGGCACCGUUGGUCGAGGCACCCGGGAGCUCGUGGGCGAGGUGCUCAGAGACGCGCUCAGCGAGGAGGAGGAGGAGGAGGACUUCCGUCUAGAAGUGGCCCUGCCGCCCGAGAAGACCGACGGCCCAGGCCCGGGCCCAGGCCCAGGCGGUGGAGACGGGAAGAGGCUGGAGAGGGGGAGCGAAUCCUGCCCGGGCUCCAAGAAGCAGCUGAAGUUCGAAGAGCUACAGUGUGAUGUGUCCGUGGAGGAGGACAGCCGGCAGGAGUGGACCUUCACCCUGUAUGACUUUGACAACAAUGGCAAGGUCACCCGCGAGGACAUCACCAGCCUGCUGCACACCAUCUACGAGGUGGUCGACUCCUCCGUCAACCACUCCCCGGCCUCCAGCAAGACGCUGCGGGUGAAGCUCACCGUGGCCCCCGACGGGAGCCAGAGCAAGAGGAGUACCCUGCUCAGUCAGGCCGACCUGCAGAGCUCCAGGCCCAGAGCAGAGACCAAGCCGGCCGAGGAGCUGCGGAGCUGGGAGAAGAGGCAGCGAGCGCCCCUCAGGUUCCAGGGCGACAGCCGCCCGGAGCAGGCCGGCUGCUACCACCACUGCGUGGACGAGAACAUCGAGAGGAGAAACCACUACCUGGACCUGGCAGGGAUAGAGAACUACACAUCCCAGUUUGGGCCUGGCUCCCCGUCUGCGGUCCCAAAGUCAGAACUGCCCCCCCGCACCUGCAACCCCGCUCGAUCUCGCUCCCACGAGCCAGAAGCCGUCCACGUCCCACACCGGAAGCCCCAAGGCGCGGACCCAGGCUCCUUCCACCUCCUGGACACCCCGUUCUCCAAGGUCUCCGAGCUCCAGCAGCGGCUCCGGGGCGCCCAGGAUGGGAGCAAGCACUUUGUGAGGUCCCCCAAGGCUCCGGGCAAGAGCGUGGGUGCGGGCCACGUGGCCAGAGGAGCAAGAAGCAAGCCCCCUCUGGCACCUGCUGUCCCCGUGGUGUCCCCCUCGGCCCACCCGGCCACCAGUCCAGCCCUCCUCCCCAGCCUGGCGCCCCUCGGGCACAAGAAGCACAAGCACCGAGCCAAGGAGAGCCAGCCGGGCUGCCGGGGCCUGCAGGCGCCGCUGGGCGCAGGCGCGGUCCUGGGGCGGGAGCACGUGAGGGAGCUGCCCGCCGUGGUGGUGUACGAGAGCCCGGCCGGGCAGGUCCAGAGACACGAGCACCACCACCACCACGAACAUCACCACCACUACCACCACUUCUACCAGACCUAGGCCCCAGGCCCCUGCCCAGGCGUGAUCCCAUUAAUUAUUGUUAUUAUGACGACGAUUGUUAUUAAUAAUUAUUGCUACUCCACUAAUAUCUAGCUAGCCUUCCUGUAGAAGAUCUAUGGAAACACAGAAGGAAAUGUUUAUUUAUAUGUUGCAGGGACCGCGUAACACCCCCGAAACGACUCGGGGUUUGGGAAGGGGCCCGCAGACGGGGCAGGCUCCCUGGGGCUACCGAGCUGCGGGGCCCCUGAGGAUCGGCCCACACCCUUCCCAGCGCCGCGGGAGCCAAAACUCCACCCCACCCCAGUCCCUCCCUCCCAGGAGAACACCCUUCCCCGUCCAGCUUCAGAGCGCCUCCGAGUCUCUGAGAGACCAGCAGCUGCUACCUCUUAGUCUUCUUCUGAUUCGAUUUUGCCCUUAACCGGUGGUGACAUGCCACAAGGGAUCUCAGUGGACUGCAGACACGCGACCUCCCUCCUGUUGUGCUUUUAUGUCCCAACCUGGAGACCUUAGCGCUCCUUUCUGGAGUUUUCUUUCACGCCUUCCCAGUGGGAUUCACAGCCUCACCCCCAAAAGCCCCCUCUUUCCUGCCAGGCACCACAUGAGAAUCCACUCCUCCUCCUCCUCCGUCCCCCUUCUCCUCGAUUCUUUUGAAAGACAGAUGUCCACAUGUUUAAGGACCAUCCCUGAAACCAGCCUUCGCAUUUUGGAAACCACUAAAGAGAGAACCAGCCACGUAAACAAGUCGGUUUUCCCAGACGGAGCAGUCGGUGCGGUGUUGGCCGUGGGGACCUGGUGUCUCACCACUGGCACACACCUGUGCACCUGCGGGGUCCUCUGACAGCCUCCGUAUCCAUAGGGAGACGCUGCCUCUCCGUGUCCAUGCACCGUCCUAUAAGUGCGUCUCAGAUCCCGCUGCUGGUGUGUGGGCAUCUGGUCUACCUCUCUGGAUGCUUCCUGAGACCAGACGUGAGCCUGGUGCCUACUGUGGGGCUGAUGGCCAUCAGAUACAAAGAGCCACUUGCCGCAUCGGAGGUCCUUUUUCAAAAUUUGGGGUCUCUUCCAAUUGUGGAGAGACCUGCUGGGGCACAGAUGCUUGGAGGGGAAUAGGGACUAGGGCCAGGGUCGGGAUCCUGGGGCACUGUCCUCUACAGAGAGGAGUUUGCUGGCCAGGACCUGGGAAGAGGAGGAAAAGGACCACUGUCCACCAGGUGGGGCCCGGCCCAAAACAUCACAUACUCAGAUUCGGCCCUUUGAGGAGAGUUUGGUGAAGGGGUUAUUGACAGAGUGAGGACAAGCACCCGAGACACUGCAGAAGCCCAGGCUAGCUCCCGGGGCCACCCCACCCAUGGGCCCGAGGGAGGAGGGGACAUCCUUGGCAGAGUCGGGGGGCUGAGGGGACACCUUCAGGGGACAUGACCGAGGGAUGCUGGGGCCUUCCGGGGGCGUGAAAACCUGACCCACAUUCCUGCUGCUCUGGGUUCUGUCCGGGCCCCGUGGCCGAGAUCACCAGGAGCAGGGAGCCUGUGGACGUGGUCACGUGGGCAUUCUGGAGAGGGGACAGUGAAUCUGGACUCCGGCUCCUCCUUCCUGCUGCUUUCUCCUGUAGCUGGGGUCCUGCCUCCAGCGGGGGUUGGUGUGGUAGGGAGCAGCUGCGGUCACCCUUUCAGUAGUGCUUCUAGUUACUCGCGUCCCCGGGACGGAAGAAGACCACCCUCAGGACCACCCUCACAGGCAGGCGGUAGAGGCUCAGGCACCCCAUCUGGGGCUCAGAGGGGUUAAGUGACUCUCUUGAGGCCACACAGUAAGAGGCGGGGCCGGGGCGCCAUCUCCCUCAGAGUCGGGGGUACCCACUGGAGAGGUGAGCCCCCGGGGUCUUAGAUUCCUUGCAUGAGGCUGUGGGUUCUGUUCAGUUGGGACCCAACUCAAACUGAGCUGAAUGUGACCAGACAUGGGGGAGGCAGGGCUGGCUUUGAGAGGAUGGCGUCCAGGUGUGACUGAAGCUGAGAGGUGUCCUUCCCUCUCUGGGACUUGGACCCUGAGACUAGCUGUGGUCCCAACUCUUGGCACUCGGGGUUCCAAGACCAAAAGGAAAGUUCUCUGAUUGGCUGGGCUUAGAUCAGGUACCCACCCCUGAACCAACCCCGUGGCCCCCUGGGUCACAUGUCCACCGUGGCAGGGUCCUGGUCAGCACCGGAAGGCAGCAGGGGAGGAGUGCUGAGCAGAGGGGCACUAAGGACCCUCUGGCCCAGAGGUGCCAGGACAGUGACACUGGCCAGGGAGCCGGGGUCUGUGGUCUUGGAGCAGUUCCGUGGCCUCUUAGAGGAGGCCCCUGCUGCCUCCUCCCGCCCCUGCUGCCUCCUCCCGCCCCUGCCCGUCAGGAUUCUGUGGUUGGUAACUCUGAUGGGCCCAACUUUAAGAAAUCAUUUUAGAAACAGCAACGUGCACAUGGUAAACAAUUCAAGUAGUACCAAAACAGCAGACUGUCCCUGUGGGGACAAGUCCCUGUCCCAUCAUCCCAGCCACCCAGUCUCUGGUGCAGCUUCCUGGAGCCUCCAGGACCGAGCGUGCGGUAGGGGUUGUGAGCACAGACCCGGGUGCUGAGCUGCUGGGGUGGAGUCGGCUCUGGCUUCACAGCUCUGGCUUCAAGUGAAGCACUGGGCUUCCGUUUCCCUUCUGUGAGCGCUGUUGAAGGGGUAGCUGACCCUCGUUGCCAGAAUAAAUGCAUUUAUGUAAAAUA
Ictidomys tridecemlineatus (thirteen-lined ground squirrel) is the source of this 4252-nucleotide messenger RNA. Lineage: Eukaryota; Metazoa; Chordata; Mammalia; Rodentia; Sciuridae. The record is from RefSeq and is a predicted model, not a curated record.